Messenger RNA from Gadus macrocephalus (Pacific cod), 1329 nucleotides. It is a transcript of the gene med10, whose product is annotated as mediator complex subunit 10. Gene Ontology annotation, molecular function: transcription coregulator activity. The record is from RefSeq and is a predicted model, not a curated record. Gene Ontology annotation, cellular component: mediator complex; chromatin. Gene Ontology annotation, biological process: positive regulation of transcription by RNA polymerase II. NCBI's taxonomy places the organism in Eukaryota, Metazoa, Chordata, Actinopteri, Gadiformes, Gadidae.
UUCUCUUCAGCCAUUGGCUCUCACACUGCCGGAAACAGGUUGUUAAUAUCUCAUCCAGAGAAAGCCAGGCUAUGAAUUGUCAAAUUAUUGCUGUAAUCUAAUGAUACAUAUAUUGUGUUGUCAUUCAUUAGAGUCAUUUAAAAAUGGCGGAACGGUUUGAUAAUCUAGAAGAGCAUCUCGAGAAGUUUGUGGAGAAUAUUCGUCAACUCGGGAUCAUCGUGAGCGACUUCCAGCCCAGCAGCCAGACAGGACUGAAUCAGAAACUAAAUUUCAUGAUUUCUGGACUACAAGAUAUCGAGAAGUGUCGUCAACAGCUCCAUGAGAUCAACGUUCCUCUGGAGGCGUUUGAAUACAUCGACCAAGGACGGAACCCACAACUCUACACCAAGGAGUGUCUGGAAAGAGCCUUAGCCAAAAACGAACAAGUGAAGGGGAAAAUCGAUACUAUGACGAAAUUCAAGAGCCUUCUCAUUUCGGAGCUGGGCAAGGUGUUUCCAGAGGAGAUGGCCCAGUACAAGGCCAUACAUGGGGAAGACCAUCACUCCUAGUGCCUUCCCUAUCGCCAGCACACGGUGCACCUCCAGGACACAGUCAGACUAGACCUCCAUGUCUCCAGCAGCCUCUGAAUACAAGCAGGCUACCAUGACCGUCAACGACACAACUCCACUUCAUCCAGAGCUCUGUUGGGUAUACCACCGUGUACUGCAGGGGCUGAUGAGCCACUUCUGUUUGUUUUCCACGAUAUCUCUCUGCCUCACUAAAGGGCCUUUUCUCCAAAGCUGAGGUCCGACUGCCUCAACGUGGGCUUCCGUCUUUCUAAAGCCAGUCUGUAUAUUCAGGGUUGUUGAUGGACAAAUGUAUCAAGUGCAUUGAGGGGGAGUCUGCGUGGGUGGAGUCGGUUUGAUUGUAUUAUUGUUAUUAAUGUUAUCAUUGUUAUUAUUUAUUUUGCUGGAUUGUAGUUGUGGUGUUGCCACAGAGGGUCACCAAUGCUGGAGACAAGAAAGACACAUUUCUAUGUUUUUACAGAGGGACCGGUGCAGGAGGGAAAAUGUACACACAAAUAAAUGAUUUUGGAUAUGUAUUUUGCGAUUCUGCAUUGGGAAAGUCAACCGACACCGGUUGUAAAUAGGUUUUUACUCCUUUUCCUCCCCCUGUUUUUGUAAGGAUUUGUAAUCAUUGUGCACCACAGUGAAUUUGUACUGCGAUUGAUAGUUUUGAAACCCGCAAACCCCUUUGUGUUUAGAUUUUUAUGUUUGAUACGCCAGGGCUUAGUUUAUUCUUUAUUUGUAUUGCCAUUUUUGUUAAUAAAUAAGACACUUAAUCGCCAAA